GCACAACAAUGGAGAGAGAGACCAUGUGGGUUGGAACCUCAGAAGUCAGAGUUGUAGACUACUGCUCGUGCUGGGCCAUGACUCAUGUUCCCCUGCACUCCAUCCCACUCUUGUCUAAUGUAUUAAAGCAGCUGCUUGCCUGACUGCUUCACCCCAAAAAAAUAUAACAAAGCAGCUGGCAAUCUUCUUCUUUUGCACAACCUAUCAUAGCUUCCCAGUAAAAAAGAUGUUUUCAAUUUGUCACCGUCACCGACCAACAUUAAACUCCAUUCAAUAAUAAUGAGCACCCCUGCUCACUUCCACCUACAUCUAUUUAUAACCCCAUUAACCUAACACAUAUCUCACUGAGACACAGCCAAAUAGUACAUGUACAUCCCCCUGCUUCGUCUUCUUCCCCAAUGGCGUCCAGAUCUAUGUUGUUGUUUGUACUUGCAGCUGCUCUCCUAGCUGUUUCUUCCUACGCAGACCAAGAUCAUCAGUUCAUCUCCCAGGAGGCUGUUAGUAGCACCAAGUAUGCCAAAUCUCCUCCACCACCGUCUACACCGGUGGUGAAGCCAGCGCCGACUCCCUCUCCUUCACCAUCACCUCCGGCGAAACCCUCCCCACCGCCACUGGUCAAGCCAGUGCCGAGUCCCUCUCCUCCACCAUCCCCGCCGUACAAGAAGCCACCAACUACUCCGACUCCUUCUCCAGCUGUCCCCAAGCCACCCACCCAUUCCCCUGCCCCUUCCCCUUCCCCUGUUCCAGUCCCCAAGCCCCCAACUGCUGCCCCUCCUUCUCCAUCGCCUUUCGUCCGCUCAAUCAAAGAUUGUGCCCCACUGUGCGCGAAUCGGUGCAAGCUGCACUCGAGGCCGAAUCGGUGCAACAGGGCCUGCGUGAGUUGCUGCUCCAAGUGCAAAUGCGUUCCACCUGGUACCUCUGGCAACCGGGAGAAGUGCGGGACUUGCUACACUGGCUUGACCACUAAAUUCAACCAGCCCAAGUGCCCUUAGACAAAACUCUCUCUGUGUUUCUUGCUUCGUAUUGUUGUGGAUUUAGAAGCUAUGCAAUGUUGAAUCAUCGGAAAGAGUCUUGAGAGAGAGAGAGAGAGAGAGAGAGAGAGACCAGCGGGAUCGGAAAAUAAAAUGGGGUUGCUAGAUAGUUUAAUGUUUUGCCGGAGUCUCAGAUGUGUUUCCUGCUACUAUUGUGUCCAUCUUGUUACCAUGUUCAUCUUCAUCAAUAUACUAGCGUGCCGUUAUUGUUGAUCUUUCUUUGUGUUGGUUUUAACUUGCACGUCCAAUUUUCUCGAAGCAAUUCAGCCCUGCACAGAAGGUUCAUGUGUCUCGGAGCCUUGCAAAUUGCAACUUGGAUAAGAAUGACCUUGUUAUUUGUCUCGGUGCAUGUGUUGUUCCUGUCUCGAGGAAGGACUAUAACCAAGGAUCCCUUAUGCUUGGAAUUUCCCAAAACGUUACUUCUUUUAAGGUAGAAAGAGGUUAACAUGACAUACUUUGUUAUAUUAAGUAAAUGGUUUAAACAGAG
Messenger RNA from Linum trigynum, 1518 nucleotides. NCBI's taxonomy places the organism in Eukaryota, Viridiplantae, Streptophyta, Magnoliopsida, Malpighiales, Linaceae. The record is from the annotation of a GenBank genome assembly.